This is a messenger RNA of Pseudovirgaria hyperparasitica, 693 nucleotides long. RefSeq lists its product as uncharacterized. The record is from RefSeq and is a predicted model, not a curated record. The transcript has 3 exons. The coding region runs from base 1 to 693 and encodes 230 amino acids. NCBI's taxonomy places the organism in Eukaryota, Fungi, Ascomycota, Dothideomycetes, Acrospermales, Acrospermaceae.
AUGAUGAACACAUCGUAUUUUCGCAUUGCACAGCUGGUUCUGACUGGCCUCACACUCGUCUUUGCAAUCGCUGUUCUCGGCACUUCCGCACACACUCUCAGCGUAUUCAACAAGCAACAUGAGUUCAAUCCAUGGUGGGCGCCACUAUGGAGCGACCACUUCGACGUCAAUGGCACAAAGAUGCUUCUCGGAUCCGCCGUGGUCGUUAUGCUCCUGAACGCCGUCUAUCUGGUCAUUUCCUUUCUUCCAAACUUCAACCUCGCCACUCGCCCAACAUUCCGCGCUUUCAUCACACUCUGCACCGUCCUGCCCUCCGCAUUCCUCACUAUCAGCGCCGUCGCCCUUGCCCACGUGCUCAACCACAAUUCCCCCGACGUCGACACCAUCCAGACAUGGACAUGCAAAUUCGGCGCCCGAGACGACAGCGUCAGCGUCAAGGCGCCAAGCGACAUCAGCAACGCCGCUUUCCCGAAGUUGUGCACUGAAAGCAAAUUCGCCCUGUAUACUACGCUCGUGAUCUUCUUGCUCCAGGGGAUCACGGUCGCUCUGACUGUCGUCGGCUGGAUCGCCGAACAGCUGGCUAAGCGUAAGCAGACUAAGGAUGCGGAGUGGCAGGAUGCGAGUAGUGUCGAGAUGGCCGCGCCGCAGUUUCCGAGGACGAGUGGGCCGAUUCCGCAGCCGCCGCCUUAUUAG